Molecule: messenger RNA, 1065 nt
Organism: Carya illinoinensis
Lineage: Eukaryota; Viridiplantae; Streptophyta; Magnoliopsida; Fagales; Juglandaceae
Product: heavy metal-associated isoprenylated plant protein 28-like
Exons: 3
Coding region: 220-702 (160 amino acids)
Molecular function (GO): metal ion binding
Source: RefSeq, a predicted model, not a curated record
AAGCCAAGUUGGAGAGAAGAAUAGAAUGAUAAAAAAAAUCAGGUGGGCACUGCCCGCCCAGCAAAAUAUUCUUUCUUAUCCCCCUUUCCUCACAAGGAUUAGGGAAAGAUGCGUUCUUCUGCAAUCUAUAUAUUGACUGCAAUCUCAUGUAUUUUCUCUUCAUCUUCAAAGUCUCAAAUAGUUUAGGAACAAAGGCCUAGCGCUUUCUGAGCUUUCAACAUGUCGAUAGUGGAGAUGAUAGUUCACAUGGACUGUGCCGGUUGCGAAAGAAAGAUAAAGAAAGCUCUCCGGAAACUUGAUGGAGUAAAUGAAGUUGAUAUAGACUUGAACAUGCAAAAAGUGACGGUAAUGGGAUGGGUAGAGCAAGAGAAAGUCCUAAAGACAAUGAGGAAGAUGGGGCGGAGAGCCGAUCUAUGGCCAUAUCCUCAAGACCCAGAAUACUACAACAUUAUGCGCCAGUAUAAUUACCAUCAGCAUCGUGAUCUUGACCAGAAUCAAUCACUGAACUAUUAUGUAUCUUUGCCCAACUCUUCCUACAAUGACUAUAUACAUGGCUAUAGUAGUACCACCGCUCAACUAGGCUAUGGUUCUUACGAUGAUCAGCAGCCACCGUAUUCAACUAUAUAUCGUGAUCAUCAGAAUGAUUGGCAGGCCACCGCCAUAUUCAAUGAUGAAAACCCUCAUGCUUGUUCUAUAAUGUGAUGCAUGCAUGGCAGAUAUUCUCAAGGGUUUUCAAAUUUCAAUGCUUUUGAGGGAAUUAAGGAAGAUCAGUAUUGCCAAUGUUCAAUCCUGUCUUGCGUAUGUUGGGAUGCAUGGGUUUAAUUGAUUGCUUGCAAUGUUUACUUUUUUUUUCCUUCGGGUUGGUAGUACUUAAAAGUAAAUAGCAUGCAUGUAAAAAGAGUUCAAUGUAAAAACAGUGUUGACUGGUGUACGUUCUUCAUGUUCUCGAGUACUGAAUCGCUCUUGCGAGGCUAGCUGUAUAUGUCAGAUAAAUUGCAUGUAAUGAGAAAAUAAAAGUACGGAGAUAAAAGGAAAGAAAAUAUCAGCAGUUAUUAUUAACGUAGU